Messenger RNA from Glycine soja, 2040 nucleotides. Its product is annotated as fructokinase-like 2, chloroplastic. Lineage: Eukaryota; Viridiplantae; Streptophyta; Magnoliopsida; Fabales; Fabaceae. Gene Ontology annotation, biological process: plastid transcription; chloroplast organization; etioplast organization. The record is from RefSeq and is a predicted model, not a curated record. Gene Ontology annotation, cellular component: chloroplast nucleoid. The transcript has 5 exons. The coding region runs from base 125 to 1846 and encodes 573 amino acids.
CCUCCCUCUCUCCAGAGCCAUAAUCUUCUUGUGCUAACCAAACUAAACCUUAGCUACUAGCAGGUGCAGGGUGUCAUGCCUGAAGGAAAAACUAUUCAGUGUUUGUAAACUUGUGCUCAUUCCAAUGGCGUAUCUUUCUUUUCCCCAGUUUCUCUCGCUUCCUAGGUACCACAUGACUUGGUCCUAUUGCUGCACUUCUUUUAACACAGUGCAACUUGGGAAACUCGGGCCUGGGUGUAAAUGGGGUCAUGUCGCAAUGGCUAGGAAAAAGGCCUCUCUAGACUCUUCUAUAGAAGAAGAGCCCAGUGACAAUGAAUCUGUGGUGGAAAAGAAGACGACUAGGUCAUCUAAAAUUAAGAAGACAACAGUGAGGACUAGGAAGAAAACAAAAGAUGAGUCCCCUGGAGAUACAGAUGAUGCCUCUAUUGAAGGAAGCUCAGCGGCCGCUAGUGAUGAUUCCAAGAAAACUCGAAGGACUCGGAAAAAAGGUGCAUCUAGUUCUGCUGGCCUGGAAGAAAAGAAGGAAGUCAAGGAAGAGAAAAAGGUUAGAAGACGAAAGAAAACUGAAGAGGAGAAAUUAAUUGUAGAGGAUAAAGGUAGUGAAGCUGAAAUCAGUGACCAAGAUGAGCCUUCAUUUCUUGAAAAUGUGGAGGACGAUAGUGACAGUGGCUUGGAACUGAUAAAAGAUGAUGGAGAGGACAUUAGCUUUACUUAUGGAUGGCCUCCUCUUGUUUGUUGCUUUGGAGCUGUGCAGCAUGCUUUUGUGCCUUCAGGGAGACCCGCCAAUAGGCUUAUAAAUCAUGAAAUCCAUGAAAGCAUGAAGGAUGCCUUAUGGAGCCCUGAAAAAUUUGUUAGGGCUCCAGGGGGCUCUGCUGGUAGUGUUGCUAUUGCUCUUGCUACCUUGGGUGGCAAGGUUGCUUUCAUGGGAAAACUUGCGGAUGAUGAUUAUGGUCAAGCAAUGCUAUACUAUAUGAAUGCGAAUAAUGUCCAAACCCGAUCAGUACGUAUUGAUAGUAAAAGGGCAACAGCUGUAUCACUGAUGAAGGUUGGUAAAAGGAGUCGACUUAAAAUGAGUUGUGUAAAACCCUGUGCUGAAGAUAGUUUGACAAAGUCUGAGCUAAAUUUUGAUGUGCUGAAAGAGGCAAAAAUGUUCUACUUCAAUACACAUUCCCUGCUUGAUCGUAACAUGAGGUCAACUACAUUACAAGCCAUCAAGAUUUCAAAGCAUUUUGGAGGGGUUAUUUUCUAUGAUCUAAACCUUCCUAUACCACUAUGGCACUCUAGUGAAGAAACUAUGAUGUUCAUUCAGCAAGCGUGGAAUCUUGCAGACAUUAUUGAGGUCACUAAGCAAGAACUUGAGUUCUUAUGUGGGAUCACACCAUCUGAAGAAUUUGACACCAAAAAUAAUGCCAGGUCGAAGUUCGUCCAUUAUGAACCUGAAGUGGUUUCCCCACUUUGGCAUGAAAAUCUUAAGGUUUUAUUUGUGACUAAUGGAACUUCCAAAAUACAUUACUACACAAAAGAGCUCGAUGGUGCUGUUCUUGGGAUGGAGGAUGCCCCAAUUACCCCAUUCACUUGUGAUAUGUCAGCAACUGGAGAUGGCAUUGUUGCUGCUCUCAUGCGAAUGUUGACAGUUCAACCUGAUUUGUUAACUGAUAAAGGAUACCUGGAACAUUCCAUCAAGUAUGCAAUCGAUUGCGGGGUUAUCGAUCAAUGGAUACUCGGCCGUGUACGGGGCUUUCCUCCACAUGAAGAUAUGGAGGAAGACAUAACCCCUGAUUCAAAUGGCAUUAGAUCAAUUUCAGAAACAGAAUACCGCACAGCAGUAGGGUCUGCUAGUGAGUAAUAUCAGUUUUGUAGCCAAUGUUUCUCACAGUGAAAGUCUUCAUCCCUUGUAUAGAAAACUGAGUGUUUUAUUUGUUUGUUUCUUUCUGUGUGUUCCAUUUCUAGAGGUUAUAUUACCUUAGGCUGUUGUAUUUCCCAUUCUUUUUUUUAUUAAUGGCAUUCGCAUUAUAAUCCAAGCUCAAUUCCCCCACUUUA